GGGAGCCCCGUGUCAGCACAGCCCCGCGCUCCUCUCUCAGUGCCUGUGACGAACAACCCGAGAGAGCCGUCAGAGACUGUGUGUGUGUGGAUGAAGCUGUCUGAACGGACCGUCUCUCUCAAUGAGCUCAUCUCACGGUUUCCUACAGAGCCACUGGAGUUAGCUUAGCAUGUUAGCUGGAAACAGCCUGGCGGGGACGGAGCGUAGCAUCACAGCUGGUCAGAGUGAGUGUGUGGUGAAGAGCACGGUUUGUUAGUGACGGGGGGAAAGUGUGUGUGGUUGUGUGAACAUGUCUAAAGUCCACAUGCUGAGAGCUGUGGUGAAGCAGAGACUGACUGCGGGCGGAGCAGCGGCAGAGCGGCCGUACUCUGCGCUUUACGACGUCCAGCAGCUGAGUAAAGAGGAGCAGCAGGAGUGGAGCUCCAGUCUGGACCAGGAGGACCCAGAGCCCCCACACAUUAAAGAGGAACAGGAGGAACUCUGGACCAGUCAGGAGGGAGAGCAGCUUCAAGGACUGGAGGAGGCUGAUAUCACCAAGUUCACAUUCACUCUUGUCCCUGUGAAGUGUGAAGAUGAUGAUGAUGAAGAAGAGAAACCUCAGUCCUCACAGCUUCAUCAGAGUCAGACUGAGGAGAACAGAGAGGCAGAGCCUCCAGCCAGCAGCUCAACUGAACACAUGGAGACAGAAGCUGAUGGAGAGGACUGUGGAGGACCAGGACCAGACAGGAACUCAGAUCCACAUAGACAUUUAGAGCCAGUUAGUAAUGACAAAACUUCAGACUCUUCUGAGACUGAUGUCAGUGACAAUGAUUGGACCAAGACCAGAGAACCUCAGUCUGGUUCAAACUCUAUGAAGAGUAUUGUACAUAAUACUGACAAGGGAUCAUAUAUUUGCUCUGAGUGUGGUAAAACAUUUGGCCUAAAGACAAAUCUGAAAAGACACAUGAAAUGUCACACAGGAGAAAAACCAUUCAGCUGCUCAUUCUGUGAUAAAAGUUUCAAUCGGAGAGAACACUUGAUUGCUCACAUGAGGUGUCAUUCAGGAGAAAAACCUUUCAGCUGUUCUGUUUGUAACACAAGUUUUAGUCAUGGCUGGUCUUUGGAUAAGCACAUGAGAGUCCACACUGGGGAGAAACCAUUUUGUUGUUCAUUUUGCAGUAAAAGCUUCAGGCAGCGCUCAGAUUUGGUUGCACAUUUUAGAAUUCACACAGGAGAAAAACCUUUUUCCUGCUCAGAGUGUAACACCAGCUUCACCCAGCGUCACACUUUGGUUCAGCACAUGAGGAUCCAUACUGGGGUGAAACCUUUUGUUUGCUCAGUUUGCGGAAAGAGAUUCUCACGAAAGGGACAUCUAACAAGACACAUGACGGCUCACACUGGGGAGAAACCAUUCAACUGCAGUGUUUGUGACAAAGGAUUCACAUGGCAGUCACAGUUUAAAAGACAUGAGUGUAGUGGAGAGAGCAGCAGCAGUAAAUGAAGCUGUGGAGCGACAGUUUAAUGUUUCUUACUGCCCAUCUUUUGAUUGACAUGAGUGUUGAAGGGUUAGAGCAAGAACAACAUGAACGUAUAAGAAUGUGUAACAUAAUAAAUGGUCCCCGAGAAAUUAGUGUUGGUUUCCUGUUCGUUCGAUCAGACCUAAUCAUAAACACCAAAGACGUUGGUGUGCUGAAUUAUAUGUCACCGUUUCUGUACCUCACUAACUUCAACAAAUACAGGACAAACUGGUUUCUAAAACUCAUAAUAAUCCCAUAAUUCUUUUCCAAACACUUGACAACCUUGUAAAUCCAGCUCCAAACACUUUUAUCACUUCAUUAUCAAAAUGUGAAGAGUUCACUGCAUUUUUUAGACACAAGACUAAAAAAAAUCAGGUUGGACCUAAAUGUGCAAGAGCCUGUCUUUGGACACUUCUCCUCUACCUCAGACUGCUGUGAAUGAUUUUGCUGCUGUUGAUAAGAGAAAUACUUAAGAAAGAAAUAAUGCAACUAAAACCCUCCACCUGCUCACUCAUCUCCAUCCCCACCUUCUUUGUAAGGCUGUGUUUAAUUUUUUAGAUGAUGAAAUCACUCUCUGCUGACUUGUACUUUCCCUUAGGCACUGGAAACUGCUGUUGCGAAUCUUCCUGAAGAAAAGGAACCCUGAUAAAACCUUGAUUUCAAAUUUUUCCUUCUUAAAUAAAAUUGCUCAGAAAUUAGUAUUUAAACAGCUAAAUGUUUACCUACAUCUCAAAUGUGUAUUUGACAAGUUAUGAUCUGACUUUUGUCCUCACCACAGCACCGAGAGGGUGCUGGUUAUAGUACUAAAUGA
Messenger RNA from Seriola dumerili (greater amberjack), 2307 nucleotides. Its product is annotated as gastrula zinc finger protein XlCGF8.2DB-like. Gene Ontology annotation, cellular component: nucleus. Gene Ontology annotation, biological process: regulation of transcription by RNA polymerase II. The transcript has 2 exons. The record is from RefSeq and is a predicted model, not a curated record. The coding region runs from base 290 to 1480 and encodes 396 amino acids. NCBI's taxonomy places the organism in Eukaryota, Metazoa, Chordata, Actinopteri, Carangiformes, Carangidae. Gene Ontology annotation, molecular function: DNA-binding transcription factor activity, RNA polymerase II-specific; RNA polymerase II cis-regulatory region sequence-specific DNA binding.